AUGACGGGAUUCCACAGCAUCGUUGAGAACUGCAUUAUACCUGCCGAGAAGGCAGCACCCGAUCACACCGUCGACUACUUUGCUAGGUCACGACAGCUCACUUUGGUGUCCGAGGAGGACUUCGAGAGUCUGGCUCCCCAGACGCCUGUGGGCAAUCAUCGUGGGCCGUUUGGGAUCUGCACGCCUUCUCCGAGCGACGGGGGCGAUAGUUCGCCAGAGCUGUCUGUGCUCGAUGGGCAGGACGCAGAAGAUCUCGAUUGGAGCUCCUUCCGAGUGGCUGUUGUUGAUGACAAUUUCAUCAACUCCAAGAUAAUAUGCAAGCACCUAAAACGAUUGUUGGGGAUCGUAGUCCAAGAAGAAGAUAUAUUCGAGAAUGGUAAAACGCUCAUCGAUGCCUUGGCACACACUCAAUAUGACACAAUCCUUCUCGACAUUGAGAUGCCCAUUAUGGACGGCAUGGAGGCAACGGUCCGGAUACGGAAAGGCCUACCAUCACCCGUAACACCUCCAUCCACCGAACCACAACGCGUCGAAUACCCAAUCUACCACUGCGACGACAGCGAAACCGAGCCCGAUCUCGUACGGGAGUCCUCAGCCGUCACCCUCCACCACAUCCCAUCCAAUGCCGACCUCACCCACGAAGCCGUCCUGCCUUCAAACGUGGGUAUACCCAUCAUCGCAUGCACAACCAACGCGCAGGCGCAUCACCGCAAACACUACCUCUCGAUAGGCAUGGACUCGGUGGUCGGGAAACCGCUCAACCCAGACCUGCUGAUACGAGUCGUCAAGUACCACCUACGACGGGUGUACUUCGCACAGCAGCAUAAGGCACCACUGUUCAGACCAUCUUCCCCACCUCUUCACCCACCAUCACCGCGCUCGCUGACAUCCUCGUCGUCGAGCGGUACUGGGACGUUUUUGACAGCAGGACCAUCGCCCGUUAGUCGGUCUCCAUCGCAAACCCGCCUGUCGCGGAUAUUAGACUCCGUCUUGGAAGCGGAAGGGAUAAGCGAAAUCAAAAUAUGAGUGUACCGCGCGUUGUUUGCGGCCUUUUCAGCCGCUUUGACGGGCGUUCAAGCUCAUUACCAAAAGCGAUCUUCGCUUAUAUACCUGGUUCGUAGAAGUGUGGAUGUAUGUACAUAGUGGCUGGCCCGCUGUCUGUGCUUUCGAGAAUUGCCCAAAUAGAUGGGGUGAUAGGUCGCAUUUUCUUUCUGGCAACUGUGUUGGAUGUCCUGGACUGGUCGGGGCAUUGCUCGCUUGACUCAGGAUGGG
Molecule: messenger RNA, 1272 nt
Organism: Fimicolochytrium jonesii
Lineage: Eukaryota; Fungi; Chytridiomycota; Chytridiomycetes; Spizellomycetales; Powellomycetaceae
Exons: 3
Coding region: 1-1026 (341 amino acids)
Biological process (GO): phosphorelay signal transduction system
Source: RefSeq, a predicted model, not a curated record